AUGAAUGCCAUGGACAACACCAGUUGCUUCCUUUUUUCCAUCUCAUUGCUAGUAAGCUUUUUCAUCGUUUGCUUGUCUAGCUCCAUCACAAACUUGACCACCGAUCAAUUCGCUCUUCUUGCCGUCAGAGACCAUAUCACUCGCAACCCUGAAGAUGUAUUGGCUAGUAAUUGGUCCACCACUAGCUCAGUUUGCAAUUGGGUUGGUGUCUCAUGUGGUCUUAGGCACCACAGAGUCACAGCCUUGAAUCUCUCUCGUACGGGUCUCCAAGGCACCAUCGCUCCACAUCUUGGAAAUCUCUCAUUCAUCGCGUCCCUCGACAUCAGUCACAACAAUUUCAAUGGCUAUGUACCUCAAGAGUUGGCUCAUUUGCAUUGA
Cornus florida is the source of this 378-nucleotide messenger RNA. Its product is annotated as putative receptor-like protein kinase At3g47110. The coding region runs from base 1 to 378 and encodes 125 amino acids. Lineage: Eukaryota; Viridiplantae; Streptophyta; Magnoliopsida; Cornales; Cornaceae. The record is from RefSeq and is a predicted model, not a curated record. Gene Ontology annotation, molecular function: protein binding. The transcript has a single exon.